This is a messenger RNA of Olea europaea var. sylvestris, 990 nucleotides long. RefSeq names its product CRIB domain-containing protein RIC6-like. NCBI's taxonomy places the organism in Eukaryota, Viridiplantae, Streptophyta, Magnoliopsida, Lamiales, Oleaceae. The transcript is spliced from 5 exons. The record is from RefSeq and is a predicted model, not a curated record. Bases 104 to 715 code for a protein of 203 amino acids.
AGCCUAUUCCUGCACAUUGCGACAAACAUUAGCCACACGUGGCCUUCUUCAGCUGUGGAGGAGGCGGCCACGCGCACUCCAGACCAAAAGGAGCUAAUAAUAAAUGGGGACGAAGAUGAAGGGUCUUUUGAAAGGUCUUCGAUACAUUUCUCAGAUAUUCGAGGAGGAGAAAGAAGCAGAAAUGCAAAUUGGGAAUCCCACAGAUGUAAAACAUGUGGCUCAUAUAGGAUGGGAUGGCCCUUCUGCUUCAAUUGAAAAUUCACCAAGCUGGAUGAAAGAAUUCAAAGAAUCAACAGGAGGAUUCCAAUCAGCACCUUUAGGGGAACCUGGAGACUCUAAAGAGAACCCUGAAGUUAAAUGGGUUUCUGAAGAUUCGAAAAAAGGAAGCAGAGAACUACCUAAAUUGCCCAAAUCUUCGAGGCGUCAUACUUCAUUAGACAGUCCAAAUGAUUCGCCGAGGAAGAAAGAUGGAUCAACCAGAUCAAGACACUCAAGACGACACAAUUCGAAGGACUCAUCUGAUAGCGUUAAAUCAAAUCGACAACACCAAGAAUGCGAAUCAACAUCAGAAAACAUCCCCGACAUUCCAAAAAAAUCGAGGAGAAAGAAGUCGAAAGAGUCAAACAAUGUUGGAUCAUCUCGAUUAGGAUCACGAUCUAAAGGUCCUUAUCCUGGACCUGAUGCUGAAUCAAUAGUACCAAGAAUUGAACAAUGAUUUGCAUCAAAUUGAGUCAAACAGUGGGUAUUCUUAAUGAUGUUUCUUGAUCUUAUUUUCCCCUAGGUAGCUAGAAACAUUUUUUUAUUUAUUUUCCUUCGAAAAAACCUGGAUUGAGAACUAUUUUCAUUUGGAGUCUUGUUGUCAACCACAAAGAUUCUAUAGGGAUACGCGGGUCUCGAUAACCGUAUUAAGGAAGAGAAAGAAGUUCUGAUUUUUUUAUUUCAAUCAUGUCCAAUACUAUGAACUAAAAUAUGUGUUAUAGUACAGUGUCA